Molecule: messenger RNA, 4147 nt
Organism: Rhipicephalus microplus (southern cattle tick)
Lineage: Eukaryota; Metazoa; Arthropoda; Arachnida; Ixodida; Ixodidae
Source: RefSeq, a predicted model, not a curated record
UAUAGUGGUUGAUGCCGACGCGUUUUCUGACUCUCGGCGAGCGUAGUAAACAUAUGUUGUACGCGGUGCGAGUGGUGUCGAGCUGACAUUCCGAGAAGAAAGUGUUUUGCCUCGUUGGUAGCCGUCUCGAUUCGAGCACUUGCCCUCCCUUGCACAACCGAUCAUCGCCGUGGAAGAUAUCAGUAGAAGCCUGUUGUCGCCCUUGAUGAGCGUGGCUGGCACGAGCCGUCUCGAGGUGAGCUGUGUGCUGCACUGGUUCUCCUUGUGGAACAGCGCCCAGAGGGAGGCCUUCUCUGCUACACUACUCGCCCACUUGGCACCCCCAAAGGAGGAUCCCGCAAGUGAAUUGUGUGGCCAGCUAGACACUCUGUCUCUUUCGCGCCGCAACUGCCCAUCAGUGCUGCGCUGCCAGCUGUCCCUGUGCGAACUCUACUUUGCCUCCUGGGGACCAGAGGGCCAGCGGGAAUUCCUGCAUACCUUAGCACAGCGCGACGGUCCCUUCGUGGCCCGCUUCCUCGGCUCCCUGGCACAACGAGAGCCCCUGCUGGCUCAGGCACUGGCCCCGUGACCACCGCCCUUCGCCUAUCAUCUCCAUCGUGGUUUCCCCUGGACGACAAGAGGUGCUUUUCAUAAUCCUGGUGGGCGAAGAUGCUGAGCCAGAAGGGCCCCGCGUGCAGCGCUGCCGAGCAGUCUGCUUACCUUCUCAGCUGGUUUGGAGAGUACAGUGACCUGCAGCGCGACGACUUCCUGCACGUACUGGCUGAGAAGUACACUCCCUUCGGACUUGCCGGCGACGGCACCCUGGGGCUGUCGCACCUCACCAUCGGGAACCCCGAUGCACCACCCUCGCUUUUCCAGUGCCGCAUGAGCCUCUUCGACCAGUGGUUUCAGGGCUGGAGUGACGAGGAUAAAGCGAGCUUUCUCGACAGACUAAGGUCCCUCGACCCAGAGUUCAUCGACAAGCUCUCCUCCGUCCCCAACGGCACGGCGGAUCACAGUCCAACUGCACCGCCGAUGCCACCAGCGACAACAACAGUCUUGGUGAAUCACUGCACGAGUGUGACGGUCAACGGAGACAGUCUCAAGGUCGAUGACGACGAAGAGGUAGAGGAGGAGGAAGAGGAAGGGAACCGAGAGGUUGUGUCACCGACAGAGGAACCACAACCGAUGCCGAGGAACGUUGUGUCACCGAGUGCCGGAUCCGUCGAAGAAGAGAGAGUUUCACCAUUGGUAGAAAAGAUAGAAUACGAAGAGCAAGAAGAGCUCGUGCUCUGAAGUUCAACAGAGAUGUGCGUAGCAUGGUAUAGUGCGGUGACGUAAGUGCAGCGUGGAACUGGUCUUGUUUUUGUGUCAGUGGUAUAGGAUGUCUUCCUCCUUACAUCUUUUUAAGCUGUCCGGCGUGGUUUGAAAAGUCACCGCUAAGACGCUUGUAAAAUGUGGGAUAUUCGUUCGACGUUUAUCAUCAGGGAUAUCUCUGUUACAUAAUGGGGCGGUCCCUUUGAAAGUGCCAGCAGCUGCAUAAUGCUUUAACUAGGAUGUCUUGACAACGUUUACCGUUUAAGUUGAAUAACCAUGAUUUUUAUUACGUUUCACAAACAUAUUAAUAAUUUUUGUCCCAUAUUUAUAGUUUUGAACCAUACUAUAUUCGAACAAAACCUCACGGUUUUUUCCUAUGCCUUCAAGGAGUGCCACACUAAGCCAGCUUAAUAUGUGUGGAGAGUAAAUCUUGCAUGCUUGAUGAAACAGUGUUGUUUUUAUGCAUUCCAAGUUGAAUUUAACGGAUAAAGGAUGAUGUCCUUGCUUUAUUUAUGUUGACGGUUAGAAAAAAGGGGAAAUUGUUGCCUUGAAUCAAGGGAGUAACUCGAGUCACUGCAAUGCUUAUUCGCGUGUGAUACCUGCAAUCGAAGUUCCAUUUCAGAUGAAGGAGUAGUAAUGAUGAGCGUUUCUUUGAACAGGCUUCAACGUAAGCAUGCUGCCUGGGGGUGAAGCUGCCAUCAGUAUAGUUUGUUUCAAUUGUAGAAUUUGGGGCAAUAUUGCCCUGUUUUUUAAGUACAGUUUAGUGACAUCUUUUCUUCGUACUAUUGAUGCUUAUCAUUAGAAAGCAUGAGUAUUUUUUUUUUUUGUCACCCUAUGCUCUGCCUGCUGGUAGAAGCUUCAGCUCUGGAGUCUCUCCCCAACUAGUAUGUCAUCAUUUUGUUUGCUUUUUCCAUUCCAUUUUGCUAACUCUGUGCAGCUAUAUUGUUUUUUUUUUCCUUUUGUUGGUGCAGACCAAAUUUAGCCAGAAUCGUUCUUGUCAUUCCUUGCUUUACUCCAUACUAUUAGACUUGGCAGCUGCACUUUUUUUUUUCUCGUAAUUCUGAUAUUGCAGCUCUCUUACUGAUACCUAUCCACAGGGCUAGUAUUGAGCAAUUAGUUUGCUGCAUUAAUAUAUCACUUCUGACAGAACGUACAAUGGCAUAUUUAAUGACAAACGUUAGUUGAACAAUACUUUUGUAGGUCUAUGGGUACGAAAUGUUUUCCCACCAAAACAUGAAUCGUGCUGUGCAUUGUGCUGUAUUGAAUGCAUGCAUUGUGAGGUUCAACUUUAUUCUGACACCACGUUUUUUCAAAAACACCUUCUAAAGUGCACUUUCCUAAAGGGUGUUACUGUGCAAAUCGAAUACACACCUUGACAUCUCAUCAGGUCGCCCUGUGCUCGAGACAAUUGUGCUGUGUUUGGAAUCUCAUCUGUGUUGUGCUUUCUGCGUUAAAGGUGUUGUGUGACAACUUCUUGAGUCACCUUUUACUUGCAGAAAACUGAGUGCUAAUGGAUGGUCGACUACAAAUAGCACUUUUGGCUCGUAUGCUUUACAUUGCAAUAAGCUCAAGUAUUUUGACAAUGAAAAAAAAAAAAACUGUUUUUGCUUGCCUACUACAACGUUCCUGCAGGCAGGCUAGUAGGUUGUGCCGAGUUUACCAGUAAGUGUAUGGUGGCAUGUUCAACACCAAGUGGCUUUAAGAUAUGCAGCUUGCAAGCCUCCAUUCCCUAAUGAUAUGCAUUCCUUGAGCAUUCAUAAUUACGAUUCCUUAAUUAUAGUUUCACUCACUUAUGACACUUGCCUCAGUAUGUAAAUGUCGUGACCACAUUUUUCUCAUUCUGUUUUUCACUCUUUUUACAUCAGAAGUGUUUUGGUAGAUGCAUUCUAAUAAUGCCUGGAACAAUUUAGACCACAUCUUUAUUUCGUUGAGCUUUUUUGGUAUAUUUUUGUGCAUGUGUAUAACAGUAAGGUUCAGCAUGCUGCAGGUUGUCUGAUGUGAGCAAGAGAAAUAUUUUAGGAGGCAUAAUUGCCGCACUCGCUGACUUGCGCGCUCAUGUAAGAAUUUUUGCAAGGUGGGAAGUGUGUUUAAGGAUGCUGUGCCUCCUGCAGAGUACAGCACAACCGAACGUAUUGAAGAGCAUUCCAUAAUGCUAAGCUAGUAAAUUGUGCGAUAGUGUGCUCAAUCAUAACUGAAGUUUAGUGAGCUAGAUUUUUUACACCGAUAUGCCUCCUAGUACUGUCCAUUUUCUAUUUUGGUGAAUUUACCAAGACAGCUAUGUCUAGCAUGGCAACAGUGUGUUACUUGUGAAAUAUGUCUAAAUGUUUUCAAUUAUGCCAUGAUAAUGUGCUAUUUAAGAAGCAUAGGUUCACGAAGCAAGCAACGUGUUCUUUUGCUUAGAGUUCUAGCAGCGCAGUUGUGUAGACGAAAAGGUCGUUUUGCGUCAUACUUUUUAUACAUUUGUACUAUGGGAAAUGGUGUGCUGGUUUGCGACAACCAAUGACUAAACCUUUUCUCUCACUGGUGCAACGGUUGUGUUGACCCAUCGUCAUCUAUUUCAAUACGAAAAUGCUAAGAGCAGGAUAAAUGGCAAGAAUAAUGAACUGGAAGUACUGAGCGAUUUAUUGAGCGGGCUUAUUUUCAGGAGACAAAACGGUUGCAAAGUGAUAAUGAAUUCAACAAGUGUGGUCAGUGGUCGUUGAAUCGAGACGCGCAUUGCUCGAGCUUGUGCACUACUUUGUAAACCCUUCCAUGGACUGCAUUCUGUCGUCUGUAUGUGUUUGUAGACGGCACCUGACAUCGUCAUAUCUGCACAGUUGGUUUUUGGAAUAAACCAUUGGCUCAACCCGUG